Messenger RNA from Trichomycterus rosablanca, 2639 nucleotides. Its product is annotated as N-alpha-acetyltransferase 80. NCBI's taxonomy places the organism in Eukaryota, Metazoa, Chordata, Actinopteri, Siluriformes, Trichomycteridae. The transcript is spliced from 2 exons. Gene Ontology annotation, biological process: protein acetylation. The coding region runs from base 248 to 1102 and encodes 284 amino acids. The record is from RefSeq and is a predicted model, not a curated record. Gene Ontology annotation, cellular component: cytoplasm. Gene Ontology annotation, molecular function: acetyl-CoA binding; N-acetyltransferase activity.
GCCUCCUGUCCACUAGAUGGUGAUCUCCUUUGGUCCCAGUGUUUACAUCGCUGCUCUACGCUAAAAGUCCGGCUGAGUCUCAUUUAAUGAACGCUGUCUGUGGGUGAACAGAGGGACUGUAAAUACAAACCGACAUAAAGUUCAUUCAUGCGAUAUUAUGUGUUUAAUCCUGAACUGGACCUGUGAGAAGUUCGCUCCUGGUUUCAGUUGUCUGUUAGCGCCAGUGAGAGGAAGAUAAACACUAAACAUGUGUGACGGUGAUGUUAGCACCUCAGCCACUUGUAUCGUCCCGCUUCACCACCGUUGGGACCUGGAGGAGGCAUGUGCUGAGCUUUUGAACACCCAGUGGCCACGCAGCAUGGGAGCGAGGUUGCACUCGCUUCGUCAGUCGAGUAACAGCUACCCUGCGUGUUUAGUUCUGCUGGAGGGCAGGAAGCUGAUUGGUCAUGCCCGGGUAUCGCGGGUGCUCGGUAGCCGAAGUGCAUUUGUGGAGUCAGUGGUGGUUAGCAGUGAGCUGCGGGGCAAAGGAUACGGACGAGCUUUGAUGGAGGGGGUUGAGCACUAUGCUCGUACUCAUGGCUUUACCCGCCUUUACUUGACCACUCAUGACAAGCAGCAUUUUUACGCCCACCUGGGCUUUGUGCUGUCGCGACCUGUUCAGAACGUUGGCACACUGGCCUCAAUUCUGCCAAUGGAGAUGCUGCACAAGUUCUGCAGAACAGCCAGCAAUGACAGAGAUGUAGAGAAACAGAGGAACGAUGAGUCUCCCAAAGCACCAAAUGCUUCUCUUCCUCCUUCACCUCCACCUCUACCACCCCCACCUCCACCUCUACCACCCCCACCUCUACCACCCCCACCUCUACCACCACCACCUCCACAUCAAACAGGUUUUUCAUCAAAAUCUUCAUCAGUCCACCCUCCUGCUCCUCCUCCACCACCUACUCCUCCUUUGCCUCCCAUUAACCCCUCACUCUCUUCUGUCCCUCCACCUCCUCUGCCCCCUCCUCCCUUCUCAUGGGCCCCUGUUGAACAGACUCUGGAACAGACGCCAUACACAGAUAAUAGAGGACUGCCAGUCUUCUGGAUGCACAAAGACAUCUGAUACAGACACUGACAACUCAGACUGUAAACCCACUGUUUGUAAGUCUUUUACCAACUGAAAAAUGCUGACUCAAGAAGUUUUGUGAAUAUAAAAAGACUACACACCCCUGUUACAAUGCCAGGUUCUUGUGACCAAAAUGAAUAAUCUUAGAACUUUUUCUACUUUUAAUGUGACCUAUAAUCUGUACAAUUUAAAAACAGACUGUAAACUUUUGGGUGAGAGGGGGGUUAAAAAAACCUACAAUAAUGUGUAUAAACACCCUUUAAUUAAUAAUUUGUUGAAGCACUAUUUGAUUUCAUGACCGUAUUCAGUCAUUUUAGGAGGCUAUCAGCAUCUGGCCAGAAACUUGAUAUGGAAGAAUGCUUUGGGUUGUUGUCAUACUGAGAGGUAAAAUUCCUCUUCAUCUUCAGCUUUUUAGCCGAGGCCUGAAGGUUUUGUGCCAAAUUAGAGCUGGGCGGUUUGACGGUACAUUCGGUAUACCGGCUUUGAUUCCUUGUACGGUAUUUAUUUUCAUUUUUAUAAUUUCCUCUACCUUGACCAAAGCCCCGGUUCCAGCUAAAGAAAAAUAGCCCCAAAGCAUAAUGCUGCCACCACCAUACUUCACUGUGGGUAUGAUGUUCUUUUGGUGAUAAGCACUGUUGCUUUUGCACCAAACAUACCCUUUGGAAUUAUGGCCAAAAUGUUCAAACUACAUGUUCAAAAGUUUAAACCACUUGAUUUAGUUUAUGCAAAAUGUAGCUAGGCUUGGAUGUUUUUAUUGCCACACAACCCCACAGCCCAUAUAUAUGUGGAAUAUGGAAAAUUGUUGACACACAGUAAGCAACCAGUAGUUGUCAGAAGUUCCUGGAAAUUUUGCAGAGACGCUCAAUUCUUGGUUGUGUCACAAUUCCCAUUGUGCCACAUUUUAUUCACUUGUUGAUGACCGUUCUCACUGUAUUCAAUGAUAAAUGUAGCCUUGAAUAAAUGAAGCCUUGGAUAUUUUUGUGCUCUUCUCCUGACUGAUUCUUUCAACAAUGAGAUCCCUUUGAUAGUUGGUAAGCUCUUUGUGGACCAUGGCUUUUGCUGUAAGAUGCAACUAAGCAAGUGUCAGGAAAAUCCUACUAGAACAGCUGAUUUAUAUGGUUAUUCAGAGUUGCUUUAACUGAUGUGGGUACUGACUACUGUGAGGAGUUUGAAUGUUAUUGGUUUAUUUUGAACACGUCCACAUUGCCAAUUAUAAGAGGGUGUGCAUAGUUAUGCAGCCACUUCUGAAAUUAUUUAUCUUGGUCUGAUUUUUACAUCACAAAAACCUGGCAUUUUAACAGGGGUGUGUAGACUUUUUAUAUGUACUGUAGCUCAGGGUAAUUUGCCCUAAAAGAGAUUGUGCUUUCUGACUGUAAAAUGUGUUCAAUAUACACAGUGUGUCUUAAGAGUUUUAUAUUUUUAACAUAUUUUACAGAGACAAUAUUACCAUGCUGAUUCUAAACCAGACAUCAUUGCCAGCCUAUUUGGAAUUGCUUAAUGGUUGUGCUGUCUUGAAAUAAAAGUGCAAUAAUAA